Messenger RNA from Hypomesus transpacificus, 2380 nucleotides. Its product is annotated as intelectin-like. Gene Ontology annotation, molecular function: oligosaccharide binding. Bases 363 to 1475 code for a protein of 370 amino acids. The record is from RefSeq and is a predicted model, not a curated record. The transcript has a single exon. Lineage: Eukaryota; Metazoa; Chordata; Actinopteri; Osmeriformes; Osmeridae.
CAGAAAACCUGACUUCAGGGUACUUCCAAACGGUUCCAGUACUUGCAGUAACUGUUCUAUUUUUGGGAGGUCAUUUGGAAGGUGACAAAGAGCCUGACACUUGAAAUGUUCAAAGCCACCUACAGAAGGUUGUGACUUUGUUGCAGGUGACUUGGAUGGCUGUAAAACCCACACAGACAGUAGUACAAUAAAGAAGAGCAUGAGGUGGAGCAGGAGGUGGACUUGUUAAAAGAGUAAAAAGAGAGGAGGGUGAGGCCCUCUUAUCAGACUUUCCCAGAAAACGCAAUAAAACAUAUAAAUCCUUUCCUGUAACUGUUGUUGAUUUCUGUCAAUAAUUAUAUCUUGGAUCAUGUGAAUGUAGCAUGAAUGUGAGUGAACUCGGACAUAAGGGGAGAGAUUUCAACAAGCUGAAAACAGACUUGUGUGGCUGCGAACACAACAGACGCACUGUAGAUAUGAAGAGCUUCAACCCUCUCCUGCGGCUGGUCAUUCCUCUGCUGCUGACCCAGCAGGUGUCCUGUGCUGUGAUGUCCCAGUCCGAAUCACACAACAAAAUACAACCGGACGGCGAACUCUCAGAGUGUCCAGUCCUGAGAAGGACAGACUUUACUCAUUUGGAGAAGUUGAGAAACAGAACCCACUACAUUGCCAGAAGCUGUAAGGAGAUCAAGGAGAGAUAUGCAGAGGAAGAGGAUGGCCUGUACUACCUGACCACCACCAGUGGGACCGUGUACCAAACCUUCUGUGACAUGACCACCGCGGGAGGAGGCUGGACGCUGGUGUUGAGCGUGCACGAGAACAACAUGUAUGGAAAGUGCACAACAGGCGACCGGUGGUCCAGCCAACAGGGCAGUAACCCCAACCUGCCAGAGGGGGAUGGAAACUGGGCCAACAGCGCCACCUUCGGGACAGUAGAGGGAGCCACCUCUGAUGACUUUAAGAACCCUGGUUAUUACGACAUAGCGGCUGAAGAUGUGGCAGUGUGGCACGUCCCCAACAGGUCACCUCUGGCCCACUGGAACCUGGCCUCCAUCCUGCGCUACCACACAGAGAGACGCUUCCUCACCUUGUAUGGGGGGAACCUGUAUGAGCUCUUUAAGCGCUACCCUGUACGGUACAACGUUGGGUCAUGCAGUGACAGAGGACCCUCCAUACCAGUAGUGUACGACUACGGAAGCAAGCAAUCGACCAGAGAAUUUUAUGGUCCUACGUCAAGGGCCGGCUUUGAGGCCGGAUUUAUCACUUUCAGAGCCAUAAAUACUGAAAAGGCAGCCUCGGCUAUCUGCUCUGGGGUCAAGCCAACCGGAUGUCAAACUGAGCACUACUGUAUAGGAAGAGGAGGACAUUUCCCUCAAAGUGCCCCACUUCAGUGUGGUGACUUUGCUUACUUUGACUCGGAUGGCUAUGGAACAAAUUUGGGCGGUAGUGCCUCAAAGGAGAUCACAGAGGCAGCUGUGCUGUUAUUCUACAGAUGAGCAGCCUGGUAACCAUAGUCUGAGAUUCAGUGAAGCCCAACCAUAAUGAAUCAUAACUCUGGAAUAAGAUAUGGAGCAAGACAAUACUUUUUAAAACGUUUUUACAAUUGUUUGUGUUUUUUUACUGUCACACUGACAGUACUAUAAUAAAGUACACCACUACGUGGAUGAAACUCUUAGGUAAAAACUUGUUAAAAAAGAGGAGGGUAAGUCACGUUUUUGUGGAUGAAAACAAAACGUGAGAUGUCUGGUCCUCUUAUCAGUCGUUCCCAGCAAAUGCAAUAAAACAUUAACUUCCUGUAACUGUGCUAUUGAUUUCUGUUAAUUAUUAUAUCUUGGAUCAAGUGAAUGUUGUGUGAUCAAGGAGAUCUCUACUGAGCACUACUGUAUAGGAGGAGGAGGACAUUUCACUCAAAGUGCCCCACUUCAGUGUGGUAACAUUCCCAACCUUUGAUUGGGAUGGCUAUGGAACCAAUGUAAAGCACAGUGCCUCAAAGACGAUCACCGAGGCAGCUGUGCUGUUAUUCUACAGAUGAGCAGCCCGGUAACCAUAGUCUGAGAUUUAGUGAAGCCCAACUAUAAUGAAUCAAAACUCUGGAACAAGAUAUGGAGCAGGACAAUACUUUUGAAAACGUUUUUACAAUUGUUUGUGUUUUUUUACAGUCACACAGACAAUAGCACAAUAAAGUAGACAACGUGGAUGAAACACUUAUAGCAAAAACGUUAAAAGAGAGGAGGGUUAGUCACGUUUUUGUGGAUCAAAACAAAACAUGAGAUGUCUGGACCUGGUAUCAGUCUUUCCCAGCAAACGCAAUAAAACAUUAACUUUCUGUAACUGUGCUAUUAAUUUCUGUUAAUUAUUAUAUCUGGGAGCAUGUGAAUGUGGCGUGAAUGUGAGUGGAGUC